This is a messenger RNA of Pelodiscus sinensis (Chinese soft-shelled turtle), 616 nucleotides long. It is a transcript of the gene RPL22L1, whose product is annotated as ribosomal protein L22 like 1. Gene Ontology annotation, biological process: cytoplasmic translation. Gene Ontology annotation, molecular function: structural constituent of ribosome; RNA binding. Gene Ontology annotation, cellular component: ribosome. NCBI's taxonomy places the organism in Eukaryota, Metazoa, Chordata, Testudines, Trionychidae. The record is from RefSeq and is a predicted model, not a curated record.
GCCCCAUUAGGCCCGUCCCUUUACGCCACUUGCUUGUGCGUGAUGACAUCAUACCUACGCUACCCAUAAAAGUCCAGCCCAGCGACCGCUUCCGCCUUUUGAGAGGCCUGCCGAGCGCUGGUGAGAUGGCGCCGCAAAAAGACAGAAGGUCAAAAAAAUCAACUUGGAAGUUUAGCCUUGACCUUACCCAUCCCGUAGAAGAUGGAAUAUUUGAUUCUGGAAAUUUUGAACAGUUCCUAAAGGAGAAGGUUAAGGUCAAUGGAAAAACUGGAAAUCUGGGGAACAUCGUUCACAUUGAACGUUUUAAGAACAAGAUCACAGUCAUAUCUGAGAAACAGUUCUCUAAAAGGUAUUUGAAAUAUCUCACAAAGAAAUAUCUGAAGAAGAAUAAUCUUCGUGACUGGCUUCGUGUGGUAGCAUCUGAUAAGGAGACAUAUGAGCUGCGGUAUUUCCAAAUCAGUCAAGAUGAGGAAGGAUCAGAGUCUGAAGAAUAAAUAGAGCUUUUACUGAAAGCUUUAUAUUUCUAAACAGUGUACCAAAGACUAAACAUCUAUUUAUGAGAACACUUUAACUUAUUGGUGAAUAAAGGUUUUGUGCACUGUUUUAAAAAAGUUCA